Messenger RNA from Alosa alosa (allis shad), 1548 nucleotides. RefSeq names its product transmembrane protein 230b (gene tmem230b). The transcript has 4 exons. Lineage: Eukaryota; Metazoa; Chordata; Actinopteri; Clupeiformes; Clupeidae. Bases 174 to 530 code for a protein of 118 amino acids. Gene Ontology annotation, biological process: synaptic vesicle transport. The record is from RefSeq and is a predicted model, not a curated record. Gene Ontology annotation, cellular component: synaptic vesicle; endomembrane system.
UCAUCAAACUGCUCGAGCUGUUCGUUUGUUUACUGCGCAUGCGCAGAUUUGCACCCGGAAGUAUUGACAGUUUAGUUUAACGAGAUCUGCAACCACCACAACAUGCUGAUAUAUUUACUCCCAAAUAAGCAACGUGACAUGUUUUAAAGCCUCUAGUUAAAAACAGUAACAGAAUGCCCGUUCGAAACACAAUAACCGGUGGGAUCCCCAACAGCAAAGUCCGUUACUCCAAAUUGGCCAAUGAUGACGAUGGCUACAUCGACUUACAGUUCAAAAAGAGUCCACCCAAAGUCCCAUACAGGGCCAUCGCCCUGGCAACGGUGCUCUUCCUAAUAGGGUCUCUGCUGAUUAUCAUUGGCGGCCUCCUUCAGGCGGGAUACUUCCAUGUCUCGCAUCAGGAUCGCACCAUUCCCGUCCUAAUCAUCGGAAUCCUGGUGUUCCUUCCUGGAUUUUAUCAUCUGCGGAUUGCCUACUAUGCCUUCCGAGGUUACCGUGGUUACUCCUAUGAUGACAUUCCUGACUUUGACUGACGUUGGUACGGCAACCAGACAGUCCUGAGGGGAACUCCUCUGUCGCCAGACAUUUGGGGUUGUUUCUGAGCCGGGUUUAAGAUGUGAAAUAUGUAAAUGCUCUAAGAGAAUUGACUGUGAAAUGAGAAUUAUAUUUCAUUCUAUUUUAUGUAACAGAUUGUGUAAUAAUUGAUUUGAUGGUAGUCUAGUUUGGCCAAACAAGGCGGAGUCAUGUAGAGAACAGCUGCUUUCAUUUCAAACUUGUGAAAACAUUCCUCCUCCCAAUCUGUGCUGCCAUCCCUGACUCUAAUCAAGGAGUGAGAUUAUGAUGGACCCCCUUAGCAAUAAAUCCCCCCCACACACAACACACACGCACACGCGCACGCACACACACACACACACACACACACACACACACACACACACACACACACACACACACACACACACACAUACACAUACACACACACCCACCCCGUCCUCAGUUAUGAACUCCAGUAGAGGUGGACCUGCACCCAGCUAGUGUACAACCAGUGUCCAGCCGAUCCUCAGCCAGCACCCAGCCAGUGGCUCAGUCUGCUGAGUUCCAGAGAGAUGGCGUCCAUCUGAAGCGAUUAAGCAUGAAGGCUUUCAUCUCCGCAUGCCGUCCCCUACAUGCGGGCAGCAGGCAUGGCAUGCCCAGGGCAUUAAACUCGCCGGCACGCCCUCAUCACUGGAAAGCACCCGCACCCAUGCCCACUCCCAUGCCCAACUCCCAUGCCCACUCCUCUCCUAAUUGUCCAGCUCUGGAUUCAUUUGUCUUCAUUUGUUUGUUUGGAUUUGUGGGAUUGCAUCUGUAAUUCAGUUGUGUUAGAGGCUUUCCACAGGCCAAAGUUUAAUCAGUGUGCUCAGCUGGAUGUGCCGUGUGUUUGUGUCGGAUCAGAUCAGCCGGGGAGUAAUGAAGGGGCUAGCGUAGCGUAGCCCCCCGCACAACUCUACUGUACAGCCUCAUGUUCAAACAAUAAAGUGGAAUGUGCUACAACACUGCACGCAGCAUUCA